AUGAACUUGUCCUCUAUCCUCCAUCUCCAGCCUCCUUCCUACGAGCGCAAGAAGCACUAUGAGUUUGGUCGUGACCUCGGCACUGGAACAUACGGUACAGUCAAGAAGGCAAAGGCCUUAGACACCGGCAACGAUGUGGCUGUGAAGAUCAUUUUGAAAAAGACCGUCAAGGGACAUGAGGACAUGGUCGAGAAGGAGAUUGGUGUCCUCAAGAACCUGAGCCAUCCUAACAUUGUCAACUUUUUGGACUGGUUUGAGAGUCGCGACAAGUACUACCUCGUCUUUGAUCUUGCUGCAGGAGGCGAGUUGUUUGACAGGAUCUGUGAAAAGGGCGCCUUCACCGAGAACAAUGCCGCGACGAUCAUGAAGGAGGUCAUUGAGGCGAUCGAGUACCUUCACAGCAAGAACGUCGUCCACAGAGAUUUGAAACCUGAGAAUCUACUUUACAAGGACGAGACCGAGGAUUCCAAGCUGAUGAUUGUCGAUUUCGGCAUCUCCAAGACGAUGGAAUCGGAGGAUCAGGUCUUGACGACAAUGUGUGGCAGUUACGGUUAUGCUGCCCCUGAGGUCUUGCUCCGCAGAGGACAUGGAAAGCCCGUUGAUAUGUGGAGCAUUGGAAUCAUCACAUACACCCUUCUUUGUGGAUAUGCACCAUUCCAAGCAGAGAAUGAUCAGCAGUUGGUUGCAGAGAUUGCGAGAUGCAAUGUUGUUUUCCACCAGCGUUACUGGAAGGAUGUCUCCGUUGAAGCUCGGGACUUUAUCAAGUGCUUGCUGCGUGCACACCCUGAGAAGCGAUUGACAGCUACCGAGGCGCUUCAGCACAAGUGGAUCACAACCGAGACCGGCAACAAUGCUGAUCUUUUGGACAACGUCAAGGAGGGAUUCAACGCUAAGAGAAUGUUCAAGAAGACGGUUCGCGCUGUUGCCGCGGCAAACCGCCUUCGCUCGAUGACCCGGAGCAAUACCGAGAUGACCAAUUCUGACGCUGGAAGUCUUGCAUCGACGGUUGGCGCCUCUGAGACUCAGCAGCAGCAGCAGCAACAGCCACAACAAGCUGAGGCUAUUGUCCCUGUCACCGCGGAGAAGUCUUGA
Messenger RNA from Linnemannia hyalina, 1092 nucleotides. NCBI's taxonomy places the organism in Eukaryota, Fungi, Mortierellomycota, Mortierellomycetes, Mortierellales, Mortierellaceae. The record is from the annotation of a GenBank genome assembly.